Molecule: messenger RNA, 342 nt
Organism: Spirometra erinaceieuropaei
Lineage: Eukaryota; Metazoa; Platyhelminthes; Cestoda; Diphyllobothriidea; Diphyllobothriidae
Source: the annotation of a GenBank genome assembly
AUGACAAUUAGGUGCACCAGGAUCGCAACGGAUGAUGAUGAUGAUGAUGAGGAGGAGGAGGAGGAGGAGGAGGAGGAGGAGGAGGAGGAUGACGAUGAUGAUGAUGAUGAUGAUGAUGAUGAUGAUGAUGAUGAUGAUGAUGAUGAUGAUGAUGAUGAUGAUGAUGAUGAUGAUGAUGAUGAUGAUGAUGAUGAUGAUGAUGAUGAUGAUGAUGAUGAUGAUGAUGAUGAUGAUGAUGAUGAUGAUGAUGCACUGGUGUGUUCGCUGCACGUCAUGACGCUGUGUAAACCACCCAGAGCCAUGCGCACACCGAAGCGGUCGGUAUCGAAGAUCAUCGAUUAA